GCUCGUGGUCUUGAUGCUGAUGGCUUCCUCUUGUUGGACACAGUGGUGAAAGGAUAUGUUCCUCAGUUACCGAUUUCUACUAACAUCAAAUUAAAGGGUUACACAGAGGAUUAUGUUCAGACCGGUCUUGGGCAACUCUAUGCAUAUUCAACAAGAAUGUUCUAUCUGGAUGAAGUGAGUGUUCCAUACACCUGGAACCACACUGUCAAUUACGACCCCAGCCAUGGAAAAAUGCCUGUCAUGUUGGAGACCUUGCAUGUGUCUUCCAUAGGAGCAGAUUACAACCCACUAGAAGAAACUCUAAGCUUUCAAAUGCACGCUUUCAUCACCAAAGGUGACAUUGAUGACCAGUGUCCUUCUGGAUUUAGUUAUGAUAUCUCUGGACUUUAUUGUGCAGAUGACGAUGAAUGUGCCAUUAACAGCCCAUGCUCACAAUCUUGCCAUAAUAUUAUGGGGAGUUACUACUGUUCAUGCCCUAAAGGCUUCAUGACUUCACCAGAUGGAAGGACGUGUCUUGAUAUUGAUGAAUGUACCCUGGAAGAGUCUGUGUGCCGCAAAUCUCAAGAGUGUAAAAACACCAUUGGUUCUUAUAUUUGUGUACUGAAGUGUGGAACUGGAUUCACAGCUGCUUCUAAUGGCCUGGACUGCCAAGACAUUAAUGAAUGCCAAGAGUCAAAUCCUUGUCAUCAACGCUGCUUCAAUACCAUUGGAAGCUAUCGCUGUGGAUGUGAUCCAGGUUAUCAUUUGAAAGGCAGA
Messenger RNA from Staurois parvus, 756 nucleotides. The record is from the annotation of a GenBank genome assembly. Lineage: Eukaryota; Metazoa; Chordata; Amphibia; Anura; Ranidae.